Molecule: messenger RNA, 1279 nt
Organism: Coregonus clupeaformis (lake whitefish)
Lineage: Eukaryota; Metazoa; Chordata; Actinopteri; Salmoniformes; Salmonidae
Product: musculin-like
Exons: 2
Coding region: 386-904 (172 amino acids)
Biological process (GO): skeletal muscle tissue development; regulation of transcription by RNA polymerase II
Molecular function (GO): RNA polymerase II transcription regulatory region sequence-specific DNA binding; protein dimerization activity; DNA-binding transcription factor activity, RNA polymerase II-specific
Source: RefSeq, a predicted model, not a curated record
CGGGCAGGUUUCAGUUUUACAGAGACUUGCUAUAGAGAAGGUAAGAGAAUACACACUUAGUUCUGAACUAAACUUUAGAUCUACUGGCAUGGAACAAUGGCUAUAUUCCUAAACUAGGAAUGACAUACUGAAAUCUGAGUAUGAGAUGGAUCAACUAUAGGGACUUUUUUAAAUAUGUUUUAUUUUAUUUUAAUUUUGGUUGAAGAAGCAGCCUUCACACUCCUGGAGCAGAAGAAGUGGAACAUCUAUUUCUAAACCACCUAUACACAGGCACAGCAUCAAAGUAGAGAGUCUAUUGUUGAGGUAGUUCAAUCAGUUAUAGCUCACCUGUACCUCUCCAGUGACUCCUCUGUCCCGCUACAGGGCACAGGUGAAACUGACAGACAUGUCCACCGGCUCAGUAAGCGAUGGAGAGGACAUUGAGACGCGUCACAAACGGACAGAUGCACCGUUCGACAGCGGCAAAACCAAACGGAACAUUGCACAGAGCCACUACACUUCCGCCGAGUACUCAGACAACGAGUUCGGUAACGAUGGCAGUUAUGAAGUCAAGACCAAGCGAGCGCGCGUCACUGCUGCCGGAGGAAAACAACUUGUGAAGGGGCGGCAGACGCAAAGGAAUGCUGCAAACGCCAGAGAGAGGGCGAGGAUGAGGGUGCUGAGCAAAGCGUUUACCAGACUGAAAACGAGCUUGCCGUGGGUACCGGCCGAUACCAAGCUGUCCAAACUGGACACGCUGCGUCUAGCAUCCAGUUAUAUUUCACACCUCCGACAGCUAUUACAAGACAACGUCUUCGAGAGCAGCUUCGUACACCCUGUCAACCUGACUUGGCCAUUUGUUGUAGGUAGAUCAGAGGACAACAAGGACAUCUCUACAGACAGACUCUGUGGCGCUACAUCAUAGGACAGGAGGGACUGUCUCUCUGCUGGGACUGUCUCUCUGCUGGGACUGUCUCUCUGCUGGGACUGUCUCUCUGCUGGGACUGUCUCUCUGCUGGGAGUGUCUUCUUCUACCACUACAGUACUGCACUAUAUAGGGAAUAGGGUGGAUGCCAUUUGGGACAAAUUCCAAGUAUUUUUUUUGUCCUAUGUCUAAUAAUAUUAGGCUAUUCCAUAUCGGUGAUUUCUUUAUGGACUUUUAUGGAUCAUUUUAUUGUCUUAGAUUGGCAGGUUGAUGUUGCUUUCAUAUCCAGUCCAGACAGUGAUGAGGAAACAGGACAGUGGAAAAAUAAGACUAACAGCAUUGAUCUCUCUCUCUCUCUCUCUCUCUCUCUCUCUC